Neltuma alba is the source of this 1524-nucleotide messenger RNA. RefSeq names its product LEAF RUST 10 DISEASE-RESISTANCE LOCUS RECEPTOR-LIKE PROTEIN KINASE-like 2.5. The transcript is spliced from 3 exons. The coding region runs from base 1 to 1392 and encodes 463 amino acids. NCBI's taxonomy places the organism in Eukaryota, Viridiplantae, Streptophyta, Magnoliopsida, Fabales, Fabaceae. The record is from RefSeq and is a predicted model, not a curated record. Gene Ontology annotation, molecular function: protein kinase activity; ATP binding. Gene Ontology annotation, biological process: protein phosphorylation.
AUGGGGCAUCCUGCAUUUCAUUAUUUGAUUGUGCAAAUCUCAAACACAUUGGCUAUCCUUUCUGGGGAUUCGGAAAGACCAGACUAUUGUGGCCACCCAAAAUUUGAACUAGAUUGCGAUGGUGAAUAUGCAGAAUCACCAUCAAGUCUGAGAGCUAUCGAGUUCUUAAAGUCAACCCCUCAGCCUCAGGGAACUUCAGGAUCAACUGAGAAGCUGGGUUCGCGAGUUUCUACAGGCAUUUCAACAGGAGUUGGUGGACUUGCUCUAAUCUCAAUUUUGAUUAUUUAUAUUUGCAAGAAGCGUUUCAGAAUAGAAAAUGGGAAAUUAUUCAUAGAGAGAAGAGCAUAUCAUGAUCACAAUCUUAAAUCCUUCAUGAGAAACUAUGUCUCUUUGGCACCAAGGCAAUAUAGUUACUCAGAAGUGAAAAGAAUGACAAAAUCAUUUUCAGACAAAUUGGGCGAAGGAGGGUAUGGUGUUGUAUACAAAGCCAGCCUACCUGAUGGUCGUCUAGCGGCAGUUAAGGUAAUAAGGGAAUCUAAAGGAAGUGGAGAAGAAUUUAUAAAUGAAGUUGCAAGCAUCAGCAGAACCUCCCAUGUUAACAUAGUCACUCUCCUGGGAUUUUGUUAUGAAAGGAACAAAAGAGUACUAAUCUAUGAAUUCCUGUCACACGGUUCUUUGGAUAAUUUCAUCUAUCACAGAGGAUCUCCAAAUGCUUUCUGUACCUUGGAGUGGAAGGUAUUGUACCAAGUUGCUAUUGGCAUUGCUCGUGGACUGGAGUACUUGCAUCGGGGUUGUAACACGAGAAUUUUGCAUCUUGAUAUCAAACCCCAAAACAUUCUCUUGGAUGAAGAAUUUUCCCCAAAAAUAUCUGAUUUUGGAUUGGCCAAAUUAUGUCAAAAGAAAGAGAAUACUGUAUCAAUACUAGGCACAAGAGGAACAAUAGGGUUCAUUGCACCAGAAAUAUUCAGUAGAGCAUUCGGUGGUGUUUCUCACAAAGCAGAUGUUUAUAGCUAUGGCAUGUUGGUCCUUGAAAUGGUUGGAGGAAGGAAGAACUACGACAGUGGAGGAUCACAAACUGAUGAGCAGUAUUUUCCAGAUUGGAUUUAUAAGGAUCUUGAACAUGGAAAGCAUCCCGCUAGUUCUUUAGUAAUCACAGAGGAAGAUGAUGAGGUGGUAAGGAAGAUGACUUUAGUGAGUCUAUGGUGUGUUCAAACCAAUCCAUCAGAUAGACCAGCUAUGAGUAAAGUGGUAGAAAUGUUAGAAGGACCCCUUCAAUCCUUAACGGUUCCUCCAAAGCCAUCCCUUGAAUAUCCUACCAAAUCAUCAGUAGUUAUACAAUUGUCAAAUGCAUCUUCAGAAGACGUGAUUCAGACAGUUUCAAUAAGCAGUUGACUUGUAGACUCUACCUACUGCUAAAGACAGUUUAACUUUGAAUUGUCUUGGAAGAUUCAUGGAUAAUUGCCAACUAUUGCUUUCCUUUCUGUUUGUUCAUACAAAUAUGAGGGUCAAUGACCCUUGAAUAAA